GUUCAAUGCAUUUUUUUCCUUGAAUCACCAGGUUACCAUAAUGACUAAUAAUGUAGAUUGUGAAGCGUACCGCGCGUUGAUCCUGCCGCCGGUUGCUCCGCAUAUACCCGUGAAAAUCGGAACGCCGAAACGGGGCUGCGUUUGCGUGCUUGCUACAGAACCGGGACGUCGGAGGCUGAAGAUACGAAUCUAGAUCAGCUGGUACAGAAUAUAAAGCCCAGUGUCGAUAGCAAAUGCGUCACAGGGACGAACUGUGUGAUUAUAGCUUUGCUACGGUUCUACCGCAGCCCAUUAAUUUUACGGAGUUACACAUCGCAGGAGCUAUACCUCACACCACAAGCAAGCAUUAGUGUCCUCGUCAAGGUUGCGAUCAUCCGCAGGUGUCAACGUGGUGAGAUAUGCUGAGCCUCCACUUUCGGUUCCCAGUUGGACAUCUGUCCGUUUUAAUAGGAUUGUAUAGACGAACCGAAAUUAAUUCACCAACGUAAAGGAAAGUGAACGGAACACUUGCUGCAGAAGGUAGUACCGAUCCCGUAAUUAUACAGUCCUUACGUCAAGAGAGUAAUCUCAUGAGAGGCACACGUAGGGGUGGAAGGGAAUGCGGAAAUGUCUCUGAGAGCUGUCGUGUGAUGUGUACCACAGGUGUUGUUGUCAUUUUGUUCCAAGUAGUUCCAUAUUUUCCGUUCCAGUGGUCUGCAACGCUCCGUCAAGGAUCGUGGUCUCCACAACGAUGACUACCACUGUGACGCACAUGAUCACUCGCCUGUCGGUUGCACACAAAAGCAAUUGCACACGCAUUUACACAGAACUAUUUGAGCCUGAGAAAACCAUGUUUACCUUCUGUCCGCAACAUGGGGUGUGCUUGUGGGUAAACUCUCCAAGAGACACCAAGAGUGUCUUUUAUAUGAAUAGAGGAAUCUGACCACCGCCGUUUAUAGCAGACAUCAACGAAGUGCUCUAAAGAACGAAUUGACACUCGCUGUCAAAUACAUUUCAACUCUCGAAGUUCCUUCGCUGUGUAUAGAAAUGAAACACCUGUGCGUGUCGUCGUUUUUCUGUUUACCAACGAUCGACGUCGCUUCUCAAGAAUGUGUCAGACUUGCAGUAGUGAAUACACCGCGACCCUUCGUUUAACCCAACAUAAAUUUCAUCUAAAGAACCUAACGUUUUCUCCGAAUUUCAGGGCCAACUAGCUUAGUCGGAUUCGUUGUUUCCGGCGUGAGGUCUACGGCAGCAGAGGCGCCCAGUCUGUCACAUGGGUUCCGGGUGUCUGUACAGUCGUCGCUCCUUGCCACGAAUCUUAGACAGCCUAAAAUAGAGGAACACUAGGAGACAGUCUGCAUGCCAUGGCUUUGCUAACAAUUCAACCGAAGCGCACGCCACACCGCUUUCUGGAUAAGCGAGGGGUCGUGGCAAACAGUUCCAGGCCGACAGCUCACCAUCAGCGCAUGCACUGCGACAUGAGAGGGGGGCAUGCACGCGAAAAUGCAGAAAUGCUAGCAGAUUUUCGCGUCUGUAGACCGACUAGAAAUUGAAUUCGUUCCUUAUGACUCCAAGUGUGCUCCUCUUUACGUCUUCGCCAGGGUGAAUACCUCUUUUCUUCGAGUACGGCGAACAUAGAAGGCGGAACGUCGCCCAGUUGUCUUACCGCGUCGGCGGCUUCUAGUGGUCAAGACAUUCUUGACUUUUAUCGAACGCGAAAGGGACAUCAAGAAGCAGAGGAAGGCUCCCAUCUCUCUGCAAAUGUUUCUCUUUCCGCUGUGUGUCGCUAAGCGGCAUGUGCUGACAGAGUUCCUCUUCGUAAGAAGGCGAGAGGCAGGAAAGUAAAGGGUCGAAGAAUGCCUCUGCAGACUCUGAAAUCUUCUUCGGCCUGCUAAACACCAAUGUCGCGAUGCUUUGAUCUCGACAGAAGGGACCGGUGAGGCACAGGGCCUCCAUGUGCUUCUUUUCUGCGUCCCUCAAAUUCGUCAAAAUACUCCGAUACAGGCGACAGUUUAACUCUCAGAAGUGAAGAGAAUGCGAAACAGCCGAAUCCGUUCUUCCGUUUCUUCGUCUUUUCGCUUCAGCGGCACUGGGAAUUGUCUUUCGGCCGCGGUUUUUCUCCAAACACCAUCAUGCUUGUAAACCUAUAUCCGCAUUGCUCGUGGGGAGAACUUCUUUACACAGUGAGCCUCUCGUUCUUCGCACACUGAACUGAGGUGUCUCUACACUUCGUUCAGUUUCUCUCGCUUCGUCGCAAACCGCUCCAGCCACCACUCCUCUUUCGGCUUAUGUCCUGGAUGCUUCCUAGAACCACGGGAACCGACGGGGUCGUCGUUUUUGUAAUGGAAUCUGGGUCUCCUCUUCAUCCGUACACACCUCACAGAUGUCCGACUUUGCGCCUUCUCACCCCUCCUCUGCCUCUUCUUCUUUUUCCUCCUCCUUUCCGUCACCCUCGCCUGCCUCUUCUUGCCCAUCGGCGUCGUCUCUCUUCUCUUCUGCUUCGUAUUGUUCCUCAUCUUCGUCUUCUUCAGCCGACUCGAUUGCUCCGGGGAGCUUCUACUACUGUUCAAGCGCUCGGGCGAAAACGCAGCGAGAGAGUCGCCUUCUUUCGUUCGCGUCCUCGGCGUCAGCUUCGCUGUCUUCGAUGGCUGCACAGCCGGGAGAGGACUCGGUGUUUACCUUUGGAAAACACGCAGGGAAGUCCUUCUCGACAGUCGCGCGGGAAGACAGCAGCUACUGCGCGUGGGCCUUGUCGACGCCGAACCCGUCCGGUUCCCUCCUUCUGUUUGUUGAUUUUCUGAAAAGACGUAGAGGGGAGAUUCAAGACAAAGCGAAACCCAGUGCAUGCAUUUAUGGGGAAAAUGAGAAAAAAGGCUCGCGUCUCUCUCCGGGGCCGCCGGUGCGUGCUGAGGAGCAAGCGGCACAGAGCGCAUUUAUUCCUCCCUACAAAGGUGGAUUAAAGCAGUCUGCUGCCUCACCGCCCCUCUCGUUUUCGUCUUCUUCCCCUCCCUCAGCUGGUUCUCAGUCCUCUUCUGCGCCUGAUUCUUCACAUUCUUCCUCUUCUCACGCUUCGGUUUCUGCGCCUGCGCCCCGCUCUGCUCCCUAUUCUUCUUCGACACCGCCUUCCAACAGACUUCAUCGGAGGCCUGCCCACAGGGAAAGCCUCCCUGAAUGUGCGGGUGUACGGACACCUCUUGACACGGACGACUGGGACGAGCUUCUCGGACUAGCUCCAACGCCGCAGUCUGCGUCGGCCUUUCUCGCGCCCUCUUCACCUGCUUCCGCAUCUUCUUCGUUGUCUUCUUCACUCGCUUUCCCCGUCGCUCCUGCAUUGGCACCUGGAUCUUCUUCUGGAGGCAAUGUGCUUCGUCCUCAGAAACCCUCCACUCUGCUUGCCUCUUCGUCGCAUGCUCUCGUCUCUUCGAGUCUGGACUUGUUCGACUGCUUUGCUUUCAGUCCACCUUGUCUGGGCGCACAGCAGAGUUCCUGCUCUUCUCUCAACGCUCAGAAAUCCUGCCAGGUCCUGUGCUCUCCUUCACCGUCUCCGACCUCUCUGCCUCGAUCUUCUUCCGCUUCUUCUUCUGCUUCUUCUUCCGCUUCUUCUUCUUCUUCCGCUUCUUCUGCUUCUUCCGCCUCUUCUGCUUCUUCUGGUUCUUCCCCUUCUUCUGCUGCUUCGCGCGAACGUCGAGUGACUUUGGAUGUCUCUGUCGCGUUCCAGCUGUGUGCGCCCGACGCCUUUCGCAUCGUUGCCCAGAAAACUGUCUCGCUGCCUCGGGGACGAAGAGGGCCUGGCCAGGGUGGAAGCAAGACGACAGGCGGCGGCUGGAUGACACAUCUUCCGAGAGAACUUUGGACUUUCCUCAAGGCGCUCGGUCCGCUGGACUCCGUGGAAGCUGGCGGACGGUAUUCGCAGGCUCUCGCCUUUGCUGCAGAGAAGUACGACAUGGUUCUCAAGAGUCUCAACGAGUGCUUCAUAUUCACCGAUUUGUUCCCGCUACCGCCGUUCGUGCUCCGCUCGUUUCGCGCCUUUAUGGCCUUUGCAACGCCCCAGCGCCUGCCGCGAAAGACGGCAUUGAUUCUCCUCCACGAAACGUCGCCGUCGACGAAGCGCAGACUCGCGACCCUCGCGUCGCCUGCGCCGGCUGUCCAGGCAGUUGCAUGCGCAGACAGUGGCGAGGAGACAGAGAACGGCGGAAAGGCGAAGGGAGGAGACACCGGAGAGACAGAAGGAAGCGAGCAGGAGAGAGAGACGGCGCUGAUAAAGGAGCUGAAGCCAUUCCAGCUCGAGGGCUAUCGCUUCGGCAUCCAGAGGAACGGCCGCGUCCUGGUGGGCGACGAGAUGGGACUCGGCAAAACUCUGCAGGCGCUCGCCAUCGCAGCCUUCUACCACAAAGAGUGGCCGUUCCUGGUCAUCUGUCCAUCGUCCAUCCGCUUCCAGUGGCGCGACCAGGCUCUUCGAUGGCUCUCGGAGCUCCUCGUCCUCGACGAGAUCUGUCUGGUCAAGUCAGGGAGGGCAGAGAUUCCUGGCCGGACGAAGAUGGUCAUCAUUUCCUACGACAUGAUUACGAAGCAAAAGAAGUUCAUGGUUCCUUACCAGGUGGUCAUCUGCGACGAAUCGCACUACCUGAAAAACUUCCAAGCCAAACGAACGCAAGCGAUUUGCCCGCUGCUGAAAAACGCGAAACGCGCGAUUCUCCUCUCUGGAACGCCUGCGCUGAACAGGCCAGUUGAGUUGUUUCAGCAAUUCGACGCGUUGCUUCCGGACCUGUGCACGUAUCGCGAGUUUGCGGAUCGCUACAGCGUGCAAGUUUGGAAUCCUUUCACUCGCCAUUUUGAGUACGAGGGGCAUCAACACCCAGAAGAACUGCACCUUCUUCUCAAGCAUACCGUCAUGAUCAGGCGCCUGAAGGAACAAGUGCACUCCGAGCUUCCUGAGAAAAUCAGGUCACGAGUCCCGAUUGAGAUUCCUGCAAAAGAGUUGAAAGCAAUCCGAGAGAAGUUGGCGGAGCUCGAAGCGGAAGGCCAGCCGGAGUCGAUUCUGAACGCCGACGGCGCAGGGGGGGUGGAACGCGCUUCAGACGGUCUCGGCCAUCGCAGCUCAUCUUCUCCCCUGGUGACGGAGUUGUUUACUCUCACGGGUCUGGCGAAGCGAGCAGGCGUCUGCGAGUUUCUGUCUUACCUUUUCAAAGGCGGAGACGGUGGGAUGAAAGUGAUUGUCUUUGCACACCACCGCGCAGUGCUGGACUACAUCGAGGAAUUUCUGCAGGCCGAAGCGAAACGAACAAUCCGAAUCGAUGGACGCACUCCGCAGGACAAACGCGAGCAGCUCGUGAAAGAGUUCCAGACUUCUCCUUCUUGCCAGGUCGCGCUUCUCUCCAUCACGGCAUGCGGUCACGGCCUCAACCUGACUGCUGCGGGAACGGUGGUUUUCGCAGAGUUGUACUGGGUGCCGGGGCAGAUGAUUCAGGCGGAAGAUCGUUCGCAUCGAAUCGGCACUGAGUUCUCUUCCGUCCAGAUUCACUAUCUCAUUGCCGAGGGCACUCUGGACGAAACUGUGUUUCGCAUUCUCCAGCGAAAGUGGCGUCUGAUGACAUCCACGCUCGACGGCGAGCAGCAACAACUCGCGCUCAGUGCUCCCCACCCGACUGUCCCCUCCUUCUCUGCUUCGUUGUCUGCUUCUGAUUCUUCUUCUCUUCCGUUCGACAAGUAUUUGGCACAAAUCGCCAAAGACGAAGAGACACCUCCGGGUCGCGGCUUCUCGGCGGAGAGGGCGAGUGCGACAGAGCGGAGAACUGCGCAUCGCGCGCAGGUCCGCGGUGAGAACAGCAGAGACGGCGGUCGGCAGUCCAGCCUCGCGCGCUUUCUGCAGCGCGCCGACGGCAAACGCGAGAACCCAGGAGAGGAGCGAAAGCGCGGGGAAAAAGAACCGCGCAGCGGGAGUUUGGACCGCAGAGAACCGAAGCGCACACACCGAGCCGACCAGACAGAGGCGCUCUGCAAGAAGGGCAGAGACACUCACGUCGAGGAAACCAGCGACUUCGAACUGGUCGUCGACUAGCGGACCGGGCAGCCUCGUCGACAGUACAGACAUUUGAGAAAGCAAAGAAGAAAACAGCAUGUUUCGCCAGAAGGCGCUGUCGAGACCGUGUGACAGGCGAAGAGAGACAAAUGAGGACCUUGUCCUUUUUGGGAUACACGUGUCCACCCGUCACCUGUACAUUCAUGUACAGAGGUUCUUGUUUUCUCUGCUGCUCUCCC
Messenger RNA from Toxoplasma gondii ME49, 6240 nucleotides. Its product is annotated as SWI2/SNF2-containing protein. The transcript has 15 exons. Gene Ontology annotation, biological process: replication fork processing; DNA repair. The coding region runs from base 2366 to 6040 and encodes 1224 amino acids. The record is from RefSeq and is a predicted model, not a curated record. Lineage: Eukaryota; Apicomplexa; Conoidasida; Eucoccidiorida; Sarcocystidae. Gene Ontology annotation, cellular component: nuclear replication fork. Gene Ontology annotation, molecular function: ATP-dependent chromatin remodeler activity; ATP binding.